UCUGAGCGCCUGCGGUCUCCCGUGUGCUGCUCUCUGUGGGGUCCUGCAGACCCGGAGGGGCUCAGCUGCACUCAUCAGGCUGGGAGAGCUGGGUGUGGGGAACAUGGCCGGGCCCCCGAGGCUCCUGCUGCUGCCCCUCCUCCUGGCGCUGGCUCGUGGCCUGCCUGGGGCCCUGGCCGCCCAAGAGGUGCAGCAGUCUCCCCACUGCACGAUUGCCCCCGUGGGAGGCUCCGUCAACAUCACCUGCUCCACCAGCGGGGACCUGCAUGGGAUCUACCUGAGGCAGCUCGGGCCACAGCCCCAAAACAUCAUUUACUACGAGGACAGGGUGGUGCCCACUACGGACAAACGGUUCCAGGGCCGCAUUGACUUCUCGGGGUCCCAGGACAACCUGACUAUUACCAUGCACCACCUGCAGCCGUCGGACACUGGCACCUACACCUGCCAGGCCGUCACGGAGAUCAAUGUCUACGGCUCCGGUACCCUGGUCCUGGUGACAGAGGAACAGUCCCAAGGAUUGCACAGAUGCUCGGACGCCCCGCCGACAGGCUCUGCCCUCCCUGUCCCGCCGACAACCUCUGCCCUCCCUGCCCUGCCGACAGCCUCUGCCCUCCCUGCCCUGCCGACAGCUUCUGCCCUCCCUGUGGCCCUGGCAGUGGUCUCCUUCCUCCUCGGGCUGGCCCUGGGGGUGGCCUGUGUGCUGGCGAGGACGCAGAUGAAGAAACUGUGCUCGUCGCGGGAUAAGAAUUCGGCGGCGUGUGUGGUGUACGAGGACAUGUCCCGCAGCCGCUGCAACACGCUGUCCUCCCCCAACCAGUACCAGUGACCCAGUGGGCCCGGCCACGCCGCCCCCGUGGUCCCCCCAGCAUCU
Molecule: messenger RNA, 871 nt
Organism: Mandrillus leucophaeus (drill)
Lineage: Eukaryota; Metazoa; Chordata; Mammalia; Primates; Cercopithecidae
Gene: CD7
Product: CD7 molecule
Exons: 4
Coding region: 104-826 (240 amino acids)
Biological process (GO): adaptive immune response
Cellular component (GO): membrane
Molecular function (GO): signaling receptor activity
Source: RefSeq, a predicted model, not a curated record